UAUCCGGGCAACGUCAUCAGCCCUCACCCGCCCGGCACCCGGACUGCCUACAGUAACAUUUGCUCGGACUUGCGAAAGUUAUCUCUAAAAGUGAGGUAGCGUUUCACCUGUUAUGGCUGACCAGACUGUCGUGGAAAAAAUGAGCGACUUGCAAGUGGACGUGGGAAAAAAGGGAGGAACUGAAGGCGGCAAAGAUGGAGGAAAGAAGAAGGCUAAAAGUGCUGCUGGGGACACUGGCAGCAGGGUGGAGCUAUCGCCACCACCUCCAUACAUUGUAGAGCGUCUUACUUUGUACACAAAGCUGAAAGCUGAGCACGAAGCCUUGAUGGCAGACAGGGCUGCGAAGAAUAGCCGAGCCAUCAAAGUGACCCUGCCUGAUGGAAAGGUGGUGGAGGCUGAGUCCUGGAAGACAACACCGUACCAGGUGGCCUGUGGAAUCAGUCAAGGCCUUGCUGACAACACAGUGAUUGCUAAAGUGAACAACAGUGUGUGGGAUCUCGACAGACCGUUGGAGGAUGACUGCAGCCUUCAGUUGCUCAAGUUUGAUGAUGAGGAGGCUCAAGCUGUUUACUGGCACUCUAGCGCUCAUAUCUUGGGUGAAGCCAUGGAGAAGGUGUAUGGAGGCUGCCUCUGCUACGGUCCCCCCAUCGAGAGUGGCUUCUACUACGACAUGUUCCUGGAGAACAAUGAGGGCGUAUCAAGCAAUGACUUCCCGUGUCUGGAGACCUUGUGCAAGAAAAUUAUCAAGGAGAAGCAGCCAUUUGAGAGACUGGAGAUAAAGAAAGAAACUCUGUUGGAAAUGUUUAAGUACAACAAGUUUAAGUGCCGCAUUCUGAACGAAAAGGUUACCACUCCCACUACCACAGUUUACCGGUGUGGUCCCUUAAUUGACUUGUGUCGGGGUCCCCAUGUGAGACAUACUGGGAAAAUCAAGGCACUUAAGAUCCACAAGAAUUCGUCUACAUACUGGGAGGGAAAAGCAGACAUGGAAACCCUCCAGAGGAUCUAUGGAAUCUCCUUUCCUGACCCCAAAAUGCUCAAAGAGUGGGAGAAGUUUCAGGAGGAUGCCAAGAACAGAGAUCACCGCAAACUAGGCCGGGAGCAGGACCUGUUCUUCUUCCAUGACCUGAGUCCAGGGAGCUGCUUCUUCCUGCCUAAAGGGGCCUUUAUCUACAACACAUUGAUUGAGUUCAUCAGAAGUGAGUACAGGAAGAGGGGUUUUCAGGAGGUUGUUACACCCAACAUCUACAACAGUAAGCUGUGGCAGACAUCCGGCCACUGGCAGCACUACAGCGAGAACAUGUUCUCCUUCGAGGCAGAGAAGGAGACCUUCGCCCUCAAACCCAUGAACUGCCCGGGACACUGUCUGAUGUUUGAUCACCGGCCACGCUCCUGGAGAGAGUUGCCCCUUCGCAUGGCAGACUUUGGCGUCUUGCACAGGAACGAGCUGUCAGGAGCCCUGACGGGCCUCACCCGCGUCCGCCGCUUCCAGCAGGAUGAUGCCCAUAUCUUCUGCUCCAUGGACCAGAUUGAGGAGGAGAUCAAGGGCUGCCUGGACUUCCUGCGGACUGUGUAUGAAGUGUUUGGCUUCACUUUCAAACUCAACCUGUCUACAAGACCAGAGAAGUUCCUAGGGGACCCGGACAUCUGGGCCCAAGCAGAAAAGCAACUGGAGAACAGCUUGAAUGACUUUGGGGAGAAAUGGGUUCUCAACCCCGGCGAUGGAGCUUUCUAUGGACCAAAGAUCGACAUUCAGAUCAAGGAUGCCAUUGGUCGGUACCAUCAGUGUGCCACAAUUCAGCUAGACUUCCAGCUCCCGAUCCGCUUUAAUCUCACCUUUGUCAGCCAUGAUGGUGACGACAAGAAGAGACCAGUGAUCAUCCACAGAGCCAUCCUGGGAUCAGUUGAGAGGAUGAUCGCUAUCCUGACUGAGAACUACGGAGGCAAAUGGCCACUGUGGCUCUCUCCUCAUCAAGUGAUGGUUGUACCUGUGGGACCGACCUGUGAGGAGUACGCUCAGAAGGUCAAGCAGGAAUUCCACAAUAGCGGCUUCAUGGCUGACGUGGAUCUCGACCCCGGCUGCACUCUGAACAAAAAGAUCAGAAAUGCACAGUUGGCGCAGUAUAACUUCAUCCUGGUGGUGGGCGAGAAGGAGAAGACGAGUAACACUGUGAAUGUACGCACCCGGGAUAACAAAGUCCAUGGCGAGCGCACUGUGGAGGAGUGCAUCGAGCGUCUGAAACAGCUCAAGACCACCAGGAGUCGAAACGCUGAAGAGGACUUCUGAGUUUUCUCCAACUUGUAACUACCAGCUCGUCCUUCUCUCAACAGUACCUCGAGUCUGGUAACUUUCAAGGGCCAUGUAGUUGAAAACAGUUUUUGAUCAGGGAUAAAACUACUGUCACAUGGUUGCUAGUCUCUGCUUUUUGGCCCCUGACAUGACAUGAGUCUUUUUAUUCUGUUGUCCUCCGUUGCCUCUUUAAAAAUAUCACUAUGUUUUUGGUUAUCAUCAAGUAUGUGGUUGUACUCGUGGAAUGAAGUAUAAUUGUCCUUAUCACUUCUGUUUGUACAGAAAUGCAACUAGUGAGAUGUGAUUAGGUCUUUGAACAGCUUUACAGAACCUCUGUAUGGUGAAUAAAUUACUUCUCCCACAACUGAUCAAAACAGAAGAGAAAUGGUAUGUAACACAAUUUGUAUCGGUCACUCUUUCUUCAGGGAAUUGUACAUUAGUUACAAUUUUGAUAAUUAAACAAUCUGUUCUUGA
Molecule: messenger RNA, 2764 nt
Organism: Micropterus dolomieu (smallmouth bass)
Lineage: Eukaryota; Metazoa; Chordata; Actinopteri; Centrarchiformes; Centrarchidae
Gene: tars1
Product: threonyl-tRNA synthetase 1
Exons: 19
Coding region: 113-2287 (724 amino acids)
Biological process (GO): threonyl-tRNA aminoacylation
Cellular component (GO): cytoplasm
Molecular function (GO): threonine-tRNA ligase activity; ATP binding
Source: RefSeq, a predicted model, not a curated record